Molecule: messenger RNA, 1350 nt
Organism: Ipomoea triloba (trilobed morning glory)
Lineage: Eukaryota; Viridiplantae; Streptophyta; Magnoliopsida; Solanales; Convolvulaceae
Product: zinc transporter 8-like
Exons: 3
Coding region: 64-1125 (353 amino acids)
Biological process (GO): zinc ion transmembrane transport
Cellular component (GO): plasma membrane
Molecular function (GO): zinc ion transmembrane transporter activity
Source: RefSeq, a predicted model, not a curated record
ACAAUUCUCCACUUUUUUUUCUCUCUUCAAAAAAAUUUCAAUUAAAUCUCUCGCCCUCCAGAAAUGAACAAGUUUUUAGUUUUUCUGGGUUUGAUGUUUUUAGUUAUAAGUCCGAUUCUUGUUUCUGCCGACGAUGAUUGCAGCGAUUCUAAUUUGGAUGAUCGGAAUAAGACGGAAGCGUUGAAAUUUAAGUUGGUUGCGGUGGGGUCCAUUCUCGUGGCCGGAGCUUUGGGCGUUUCUUUGCCGUUCAUCGGAAAAGUGGUCCCGGCGUUACGGCCGGAGAGCAAUUUGUUCUUUUUUAUCAAGGCGUUUGCGGCCGGCGUGAUUUUGUCCACCGCUUUUAUCCAUGUUUUGCCGGACGCUUUCGAGUCGCUUACCAGCCCCUGCCUGCCGGAGAAGCCGUGGGGGAGUUUUCCGUUCGCCGGCCUGGUGGCGAUGCUCGCCGCCAUCGGAACCAUGAUGGUGGACUUGGUGGCGACGAGUUGUUACCGGAAAGCCCACUCCGAUCACAAGCCCAAACCCAUUGACGACGACGAGAAGUUGGCCGAGCAUCAUGGCCACGUCCAUGUUCAUACGCAUGCCACUCACGGCCAUGCUCACGGCGCCGUGCCGUCUCCGGUUGUGGUUUCCGGCGAGCCCGAUUUAACUCGGCGGCGCGUUAUCUCACAGGUUCUGGAAUUGGGGAUUGUGGUUCAUUCCGUAAUUAUUGGGGUUUCUUUGGGGGCAUCUGUGUCUCCCAGUACAAUUAAACCUCUUGUUGUGGCGUUGACUUUUCACCAGUUUUUUGAAGGCAUGGGACUCGGAGGCUGCAUUGCCGAGGCUCGAUUUGAAGCUCGAGCAACAACUUUAAUGGCGAUAUUCUUCUCCCUCACAACUCCGAUUGGGAUCGCGAUUGGGUUCGGGAUCUCAAAUAUGUACAAUGAGAACAGUCCCAGAGCCCUAAUUGUGGAGGGCAUUUUCAAUUCUGCAUCUGCGGGUAUACUAAUAUAUAUGGCUCUGGUAGACCUAAUCGCUGCAGAUUUCAUGAGUGCAAGAAUGCAACGCAGUUCCCAGUUGCAGAUCGGAGCUAACAUUUCACUUUUAUUGGGUGCGGGGUUGAUGUCGCUCUUGGCAAUUUGGGCAUAGUUAUUAUAGCUACACAAAAGUAGGAUUUUUUUUUAAUGUGUCUUUUGAGGCUCGAGAAAUCAAUAUAAUUGCUACUUUAGUUAGUGGCCAUGUAUUUUCUUUAAUUUUGGAGAGGUAUAUUGUUCUAAUGUUUUCUUUCAACUGCACUUUUAAGUGCAGUAAAUACUAGUAUUGGUUGUAAUAGCUUACCCCAAGGGCAUCAAUGGAAAGUGCAUAUUAAAUCAA